Daphnia magna is the source of this 870-nucleotide messenger RNA. RefSeq lists its product as uncharacterized. The record is from RefSeq and is a predicted model, not a curated record. The transcript has 5 exons. NCBI's taxonomy places the organism in Eukaryota, Metazoa, Arthropoda, Branchiopoda, Diplostraca, Daphniidae. Bases 1 to 870 code for a protein of 289 amino acids.
AUGGCUUCUGUCGAUAGUGGGGUAGCUUCAUCAAACUCAGAAGAACACUGCGAAGAAAUAAAUGUUGAUGAAGAUGCUGCUGCAGGUACUUUCAGUGCUAAUGCCAAUCGUUGUAAAAAAGCUAGUGCUGGCAAACAAUCUGCCACGGAAUCCAGAAGAAAGGAUGCAACUCCAUAUUGUGUGUAUGUACUUCCCAAGUACUUUCAAAAAGAAGUAGUGACUUCAAAAUCUACAACAUAUAAAUGCCUAAUGGGAUGUCACAAUAAAAUUGUGACUGUGUUCAACAGCACUUUGAACAAUGGCAGAAGACAUGUUGCUACAUUCCACAAUGUAUUAUUGGAUGAGUUUAACGCUUCAUUCACUGCUGGAAGACAAUCUUCCAAUGUUGAUGGCAAACAGUUGCUCGUGGCUACAAUUGAUAAACACCUGGUGAAUUUCAACGAUUCUCCAUCCACAAUUACACCAAUUGUUACGCAGUCUCAACUCGAUGACCACAUAAUGGUAGGCACUAGGCAGAUAGUGUUGUGUCCAUUGCAAUUCUUCACAACACGUGUUGUGUCCGUGACCAAUCUAAUCAACACAAACAGACUUUACACACCUGGAUACGUGUACUAUAAGGAGUUGACUAUUGAACAGCCUCUCGAGGAUGAAAAAUCUCACUCAAUACAGUUCAGUGACCUUCAAAUUUUUGAAAAAGUAGAUAUGGAUGAUUCUAGUUUGUACAUUAAUGAGAAUAUCGAAGAAAAAUUUGACUUCUUCAAUUCUGACAACGAGUCUCAUGCUGGUGGUUAUCUUUCGGAGGAUAGCGAUUGCGUAGAAUCUUUCGACUUGGACGUUUUGGAAGAAGAAAGUAUUCCAACGAAUGAGUAA